Ricinus communis (castor bean) is the source of this 1316-nucleotide messenger RNA. RefSeq names its product histone H3.v1. The record is from RefSeq and is a predicted model, not a curated record. Lineage: Eukaryota; Viridiplantae; Streptophyta; Magnoliopsida; Malpighiales; Euphorbiaceae. The coding region runs from base 328 to 1143 and encodes 271 amino acids. The transcript has a single exon.
AAAAUAAAAACUAACUCAUUCUAAAAAUAUCGCCGAUAUUUCGGAAAUUACCACCCAUACAUUUCGGCUCUUCAAUUACGCGCCUUCUCUCUUUAUAUACAAGUUCUCUCUAACAUCCAACAGACAUUCACGGCGAAAAAGAAAAAGGAGAAAAGAAAAAAUUGAAAACGCAAAGCUCCAAAAAUAACCGCGUCUCAGAAAAACUUUCUACUUCUCAAUCUCUCACUUCAUUGAAACCACCGUCACCACCGCAUCGCCGCCGUCGUCGUAAUCGCCGCAACUUAAAAAAGAAAAAGAAAAAGAAAAGAAGAACCUGAAGUAAAGAGCAUGCAGGUCAGUUCCGUUGUUCCCGUACAUCAGACUUUGAAUUAUUGCUCCCGCAGUGAGUUCACAGAACCGGACGCUAAACUUGAAGAGGAUUUUAGCUUUAAAUUGAGAUUAAAUGAAGAUGAAUUAGAAAGCUACAAGAACAAAACGCCACCUCCACAAGAACAAGAACAAGAAGAGGGAAACGAAGAAGAAGAAGAAGAAGAAGAAGAAGAAGAAGAAUUUAGUUUUGCUUGUACGAAUCCAGAUGGAUCACCGAUAUCAGCGGACGAUAUAUUUCAAAACGGCCAGCUACGGCCGGUUUUCCCGUUGUUUAACAGAGAUCUUCUCUUCGCCGGCCAAGAAUCUAAAAGUUCGUCGUCCGCCCGGUCACCGUUGAAGAAAUUAUUCGUUGAAGCGGAAGAACCAGAAGGACCGUACUGUGAAUGGGCAGGAAAAGCGGUGGAGGCAUCACCGGAGGUAUGCAAGAAAAGUAACUCUACCGGGUUUUCAAAGCUUAGGAGGUUUAGAGAAUUAGUCCUUCGAAGCAAUAGCGAUGGCAAGGAUGCUUUCGUCUUCUUACAUCAUCAUCAUCAACAUAAUCCUAACAGCAACAAGACAGAGAAAAACCAAGAAGAGAAGAAAGUGAAAGUGGCGGUUAAGAAAGGAGAGAAGAGAACUGAAACGGCGUCGUCUUCCUCUUCGUCGGCGCAUGAGAGGUUGUACGUAAGGAAUAGAGCCGUUAACGAGGAGUGUAAACGGAAAUCGUAUUUACCGUAUCGGGUCGGGUUUUUCACUAAUGCGAGCGGGCUGAGUAGGAACGUUCAUCCUUAUUAAAUUUUUUUAAAAAGAGUAUAUAGACUCAUGUUAAUAUUUAUUUUUUUCGAAGAGUUAAUUUAUUUGUUAAUUGUUCUUAUGUAAAUUGGGGUUAGAUUUGGUAGUAAUCCAUAACCCUUUUUGUUAUUUCACCAACUGUAUUUAAAUUAAUUUUUAAUUGUUGUUUUUCGAAA